AUGGGGAAGGCACCAAAGGAUAACAGGAAGAACAACAACAGAGGAAAGCCAAUAGUUGUAGCCGACACACUCAACUCGGGUGCCUCCAAAAUCAAAAAGAAAAUCAGAGACAUCGAAAGACUUCUCGCCAAGAAGACCAACAACCUCCCUGCCGACAAGCGUAUCGAGUAUGACCGUGCCCUCAAAGCUCUCCGUGUCGAGUUGGCCAACGCCCAGACGCAGAUCAAGGCCAAGGAAAUCGCCAAGAAGUACCACAUGGUGCGAUUCUUCGAGAAGAAGAAGGCCGUCAGGAAAUUGAAACAGUUGAAGAAGACCUUUGACGAAGUGUCCAAGACCGAAGUAAGGAAAGACAUCAAGAAGGCAAGGAGAGCAGUGAGACAAGGCGAGAUAGAUGUUGCAUACGUGAUUUUGUUCCCCAAGACCGAAAAGUACAUCAGUUUAUACCCAAAUCCAAAGGAAAAUGACCAAGUUGAUGCAAAAGACCCUAAAGCCAUAUUGGGUGCUAAAAGAACACAAGAAAGACGAAGUCAAUUCAGAAAAGAAGUAGAGAAAUUGAUGGACGAUGGUAAAUUACCAUUCAGUAUCGACGAUGCCCUCGCAGGUAAGACCAUUAAGGUGGACGCUGUUCAACAAGCAACCUCCACUCAAGAGAUUGAUGCUCCUCAAGUUAAGCCCGAGGAAGAAGAACAAGACGAGUUCUUUGAAUAG
Messenger RNA from Spathaspora passalidarum NRRL Y-27907, 708 nucleotides. RefSeq lists its product as uncharacterized. The coding region runs from base 1 to 708 and encodes 235 amino acids. Gene Ontology annotation, biological process: maturation of SSU-rRNA from tricistronic rRNA transcript (SSU-rRNA, 5.8S rRNA, LSU-rRNA). Lineage: Eukaryota; Fungi; Ascomycota; Pichiomycetes; Serinales; Debaryomycetaceae. Gene Ontology annotation, cellular component: preribosome, small subunit precursor; nucleolus. The record is from RefSeq and is a predicted model, not a curated record. The transcript has a single exon.